Molecule: messenger RNA, 2853 nt
Organism: Vicugna pacos (alpaca)
Lineage: Eukaryota; Metazoa; Chordata; Mammalia; Artiodactyla; Camelidae
Source: RefSeq, a predicted model, not a curated record
GGUACUGUGGCCCGGGGCUGAGGCCCUGUGAGCAGGUUGCCUGGCUUGGCUGAGUCAGCCUGAAUCAGACCCACUGCCCCAUGGGCUGAGGGGGGUUCUGAGGUCAGUCCCUGCCUCCCAGAAGCUGUCACACCCCUUCUCAUCUCUUCACCCACAGCUUCAGGGAGCCUCAUCCCGCCCGAAGUGAAAGAGAAAGUCCCCCUCCCCCGCCAGCCCCGCCCCGCCCCGCCCCGCAGCCAAUCCUCGCAGCCGGCACCUCCUUCGGCUUCGGAUCUCCGCGGCGAGCCCCAGGCAGCAGUCCUGGAGGAGGAGCCGAGUCCUGUGCACCUCCGGGACAGGAGUGUGGUUUUGAAAUUCCCCUGAGAGGAGAAGACCACCCCUCCCCCUCCUCUACCACCUCCCCAUCUGGCAUCCUUCUCUGCCGCCCCUACCUGGUUGCCCCUGGAGUUAAAUGGCUGAUAAGCAAAUCAGUCUGACAGCCAAGCUCAUCAAUGGCGGCAUCGCUGGGCUGAUUGGGGUCACCUGCGUGUUCCCCAUCGACCUGGCCAAGACGCGGCUGCAGAACCAGCAGAACGGCCAGCGCAUGUACACCAGCAUGUCUGACUGUCUUAUCAAGACCAUCCGCUCAGAGGGCUACUUCGGGAUGUACCGUGGGGCCGCCGUGAACCUGACCCUCGUCACCCCCGAGAAGGCCAUCAAGCUGGCAGCCAAUGACUUCUUCCGAUAUCAGCUCUCCAAGGACGGGCAGAAGCUGACCCUGUUGAAGGAGAUGCUGGCGGGCUGCGGGGCGGGCACCUGCCAGGUGAUUGUGACCACCCCCAUGGAGAUGCUGAAGAUCCAGCUCCAGGACGCAGGCCGCCUUGCCGCCCAGAAGAAGAUGCUGGCUGCCCAGGCCCAGCUCUCGGCGCAGGGGGGCACCCGGCGCUCAGUGGAGGCUCCCGCUUCCCCGCGGCCCACGGCCAUUCAGCUGACCCGGGACCUGCUGCGGAGCCGCGGCCUCGCCGGCCUCUACAAGGGACUGGGAGCCACGCUGCUCAGGGAUGUCCCCUUCUCUAUCGUCUACUUCCCCCUCUUUGCCAACCUGAACCAGCUGGGCCAACCAGCCUCUGGGGAGAAGUCUCCGUUCUACGUGUCCUUCCUGGCAGGCUGUGUGGCUGGGAGCACAGCCGCCGUGGCCGUCAACCCCUGUGAUGUGGUUAAGACGCGGCUCCAGUCGCUCCAGCGUGGUGUCAACGAGGACACGUACUCGGGGUUCCUGGACUGUGCCAGGAAGAUCUUGCGGAACGAGGGCCCCUCUGCCUUCCUGAAGGGUGCGUACUGCCGUGCCCUGGUCAUCGCCCCGCUGUUUGGCAUCGCUCAGGUGGUCUACUUCCUGGGCAUCGCAGAGACCCUGCUGGGGCUGCCGCGCACACAGCCCUGAGCCCGGCAGCCACUCCCCACCCUCCAGCCGAGCAGGACCAGAGUGGGACCAGAGCCAGGGGGUCCACCCAGGACCGAGCACAAGUCUCUCCCCAUGGAGGGUGGGGGAGAGGAAGCGGGUGCAGGAUCCACACGGUGGUGCAGACACUGGCCUGGCGAGGUCCUGCCUGCACCACCACUGGGAUCAAUGUCUUAUUUAUGUAGAAAACGCAGAAAUCUUUACAUUCCUGGCGCCAGCCCUGCCCUACCUUUGGCCCAGCCUGAACACCCCCAGGGACAGAGCUGGUCUCUGGACUGGGGGCCUCAAGGCCUGGGCUGGGCGCCUCUAGGCCUGGGCUGGGCUCGCUGGACCCUGCCUUCCAGUCUCCCAGCACCCGUCCCUGGGGCUUGGCCCCCGUCCACAGAGGGGACCCCGCACAAACCUGUUUAUUACCUUGCCGAGCACAGGCGGCCCUGUCUGUCCCUUGUCUGUCCAUCCAGCCCCUGCCACCCCCCUGCUGCUGUUCUUGCCUCAGCCAGCCUUGCCGGAGGGCGGGGCUCUCCUGCCCCCGUAUUGAGCCAGGCAUCCUAGGUUGGGGGUCGCCCUGAGUUCUGACUCCCAGGGCAGAUCCCCUGCCCUCACCAUGGGACCCAACAUCCCUCCUGGUGGGCCCCUCCGCCCCUCCCCCCAGGCAGGGGCCCUGCGUGUGAGGCCUGUGUAUGUGCAAAUGCUGUGGGCACAGGUUAUGCCCACCAGCCCUCAGCUGGCCUGGUCCCUCAGGGAUGGGGCUGUGGGGGGCUGCUGCCCUUCCUCACGUGGCCAGGCUGUGUGUGUGUGCGUGUGUGUGUGCGUGUGUGUGCGUGUGUGUGCGUGUGCACACCCUAGGCUCCCCACUUACCCCGUCCAGGAAUUCAUUUCUCCAGCCAGCCCCUCCUGCUGCACCUUUAGCAGACCCCUCUUCUGAGACCACCACCCUGGGUCCAAGGGAGGGCAGGCAUGAGGACCAGUAUCUUCUCUGCUUGCAGGGGCCCAGGAGCUGCCCCUUCCGUCUGCACAGGGCCCACCCAGCUCUCUGGGCCUCUGCACGAGCCCUGCCCCCACCGCACUUCCAGGCCCCGCCCCCAUUGAUAUUGUGAAUUGAGGCAGGCCGCCCUGCCCUGCCCCCAGCCACGUGACCGUGCUGGUGACUGAUCCCGACGUGCUGGUGCUGUGUCGUCCCCCCCACCCCGCCCCUGCUGUGAGGCCCCUUCCCGGUGACACCACCUGGGGCUCAGGCCUGGGCCCCCCGGUUCACAGGUGUUCCUGAGGACUGGCGGCUCUCUCCUGUCACGUCUGUACCUUGGAAGCUGCUGCUGCUGCUUACAAAAUUAUAUUUUUUUCUUUUGAAGAGUUUUAAGGAGUUGUAACUUUUUGUGUCUUGUCACGUAAGAAGAUAAAUAAAUAUUCUAAGUAGA